This is a messenger RNA of Eubalaena glacialis (North Atlantic right whale), 1634 nucleotides long. Its product is annotated as ATPase PAAT-like. The transcript is spliced from 6 exons. The coding region runs from base 126 to 1463 and encodes 445 amino acids. Lineage: Eukaryota; Metazoa; Chordata; Mammalia; Artiodactyla; Balaenidae. The record is from RefSeq and is a predicted model, not a curated record.
GCGGCUCUGGGGUUUGCAGCCGGAUGAGACGGAAGUUGCUCUGUUCCUUUACAGUCCCUCAGUCUGGCGGAAAUUAAAGAGCUGUAAGAGAGGUUCCGGAGCUGGCCUGGCGUGUAGGUGGCCAGAUGGAGACCGAGACCGUACAGCCGCCACUGACCCGCCGCCCGACGCUGGCCUCUUCCUGGGAUGCCGCGUGCGGAGCCCUGGCCCAGAGUCUCCAUCUCACCCGGUCUGGUCUCGGCGCCCGGGACGCCGACUGGGAGGAGCUGCUGGCGCCGCCUGCCACCGGCCAGGAUCUGGUGAUUUUGCAAAGGAACGUGAACAGCCAAGAUGAAAACCCCUGCUUCCUUUACCUGAGAUGUGACCCUCCUGGAGGUGAAGAAAUCGUUUCUAUUGGCAUUUUAAGUUCAGCAAGAAAUAUGGAAGUAUACUCAGGAGAGGAGUACUGUGGAACCAGUAGGGGCAAGAAUGUUUGUAAUGUUCUGGAUAACAGUGAACAUGAAAAGAUUAUUUUGUACAAAAAAUAUCUAAAAUUGGAGUCUUCCCCACAUGCUUGUAAAGUAAAGCUGCUCUCCUUUGGUGAAAAGCAGUGUGUGUUCAUCAGUAAAGUUGUGGUACAUGUGAGGCCAGUUUCGGCAAAUUCUUCAGCAGGCUGUCCUGCUCUAGGAUCAAGGAUAGACCUGGAGAGGGUCCAAACCAUCAUGGAGUCCAUGGGGUCAAAGUUGUCAUCUGGAGCUCAGCAAUUGAUGAAUAUGGUUAUUUUCCAGCAACAGAAUUGUAUUCCCAUUGGAGAGCAGCUUCAGUCAGUUUUGGGGAGCACUGGAUACAAGCACAUGACCAGACUGCAAUCAUCAUCUGCUUCAGGAGCCUUCGACAAGUCAUCCUCCACACCUUUCCCUUCCAGAACUGGAUUGACAUCUGGAAACAUGACUGAAGACUUAAAAGCUUACAUUGAUAAAAGUACACAGCCAGCUGGUGGAGGAAAUGUGACAAGCCUCCAAGAGUGUAAAAUUGUGCCACAAAACCAUUCUCUUCCUGAGAAUGAUCUUAAGAAUGCAGUAUCUUCUUUCUUACCAAAGAAAGCAAGUGACAACUCACAUAUACCUAACUCUGAGUUGCUGCCUUUUCUGCAGAAUCUGUGUAGUCAAGUGAACCAUCUCCGUGUGGGACCCAACACCAAGUGGCAGGAAAGCAUCACCAAGCCCGGCGAAGGCACUGUUGGUGUUACAAUGGAAGAACAAUCCAUUUGUUCCUACUUGGAAAAGAUUCUUUCUAAAAAUAUGGAACUGAUGGAAAAGAAACUUAUGGACUACAUUGAUCAGCGAAUAUAUAAACUCCAGGAGCACAUAGAUAAUAAGAUUGCUUUGUUAAUGGACUUGCUGCAAAGUCCCAACUCCCCACCCUCUGGCAUGCCUUUAAGACAUUUUGACUCUGGAGAAAGACUUUCAAAUGGAGAAAGAUAGCACUGAACAUGUUCAAAGUACUACAGAUAUUUAUUACAAAGCCAAAUCCCCCAAAAAAGUUUAUGAAAAGCAGGUAUUUAAUGUCCUUUGAAAUAUUACCACUUACUUAAAGUGACCUCAGUGUUCACUUUUACUGCACUCGUGAAUCCAGUACUGUACACUGAGUUAACA